GCGAAAAAACCGGCUGAUUUGUUGAUGUUUUGCAUAUGUAGGCGUUGAUACCGCGCGAGAAAUGGGCAGUAUGAUUAAGAUAUCGGCUCUCAACGAGGAGUCGAGCGAGGAAAGCGAGGAGGAGGAUUUGCCUACGAUCACGAAGGAGGCGCAGGAACAAAUAGCACUGACAGAAUAUAACAAAGCCUUAGAAUUGCUGAAAGAGAAUAAGCGGGAGGAGGCGCUGGUUAUUUUUAAGGACCUCUUAGAGACUGAAUUAUUAGAUGAAGUAGAGAAGCCGGAAGUACCAGAUGGCAGGUCGAGGCCGAUGUUAUCCUUGAAGUAUUCCUGUUUCAAGAACAUCGGCGCCAUUCAGGCAGCUUGCGAGAAUUACACGGAAGCUGUAGAAAACUACUGGGAGGCUGCGAACUUGGAUGAUUCCGAUGUAACGCUGUGGUAUAGAAUUGGUACAUUGGCCAUGAAAAUUUCUAACUUAGAAUUAGCCUGUUCGUCCUUCAAGCAGGGCCUGAAGUGUAACUCGAGUCACUGGCCAUGCCUGGACAAUUUAAUAACUGCCUUAUAUGCCGUUCCUGAUCACAUGAACUGUCUGUUAUAUAUUUCUACGGCGUUGGAGAAAGAUCCUAAUUAUGUGAAGGGUCUGGCUUUCCGUGACAAAAUAUUUAAAGACAUUCCAUGUAUGGAGGAAUGUUACAAGCUGUACAACAGUGAUUGGCAAUUGGAUCCACCUUUGUAUACGGAAUAUGAUCACGUGUUGGGUGAUAAAUUAUUAGCAGAAGCGAAGGAGGUAUCCGAAAAAUGGGCGGAAGUUUGUAAGGCCGAGUUCACGCCGAAACCGUUGCCGGAAUUGACUCUAAGAACGCCUCUGAUAAGCUGUACAUGGUUGGCCCUCGGAGAAAGCUUGCUGGAUAUGCAUAGGUACAUCACUGAGAACAAUUUAAACUUCGUAAGCCGAAUUAUAUUAUUAGUUCAAAAGCCCGAUGACAAGGAUGUGGUGGCGAGUAAUGAGUGCGAGGCUGAAGAAAGUAACGUUAUGGAGAUAGAUCAGGAAAACUUACCUGAUUCAACUCCAAACGGGGACACCGACAUCGGCAAGUCUGUUAAGAUGGAAACGGAAGAUUGUACUUUCGAGAUGUCCGAUGACAAUCAAGCCUUUAAUACAGCUUCAGAUACAGCGAUGGAAGUUGAGACUGAAGACGACAAGAAAUCUUGCUCAACCGAUGUGCAAAUAAUCGAAGAUGAAGAUCCACUGAGAAUGUCCGACACGGACGGCUUGCAAUUUGAGGAACAAAGUCAAACGAAGAACAUGGAUUCGGAGGAACAGAUGCAAUACGAAGUAGACGCUAAUGUUGACAAAUUGGAGAGCGACAAGGUCACGGAUGACGUUUACAGCACGGAUAACGGAGCGCCUAACGAGAAAUCCAGCGACAAGGAAAGUGACAAGUCGAGCGACAAGGCGUCCGAGAAAGGCGUCGGUGAGAAGACGAACGACGCGGUGAACAAAGCGGAUGAUAAAGCUCAUUCGGAAAAAAUGAUCGAUGGAAAGGAAGAGGGGCAAAAGGUGAAGAAGAGGCGCAGAAGCGCACUGUGCUUCUUGCAGCAGUGGGCAUGGAGUUGCAGCAGCAUGAGACGAUCCGCAAGAGUCAGGGGUUCGAAUAGAAGGGAAGCGGAGAGGGAUGACGUUCAGCUGGAAGAAACACUACGAAGACUGUUUCCUAGCACUCUGUUGCCAGAUACGGUGAGGCUGACUAAAGAUGACAUCACUAAAAACGCAGAUGACUCUAUGGAUACCAUGGAUAUGUAUCAAUUAUUCGCAAAUCAAGAGCAUAAUGGUAACAAUAUGGAGGCCCUUAAGAGUUCGGAGAGCUCCAAAUCACCGAGCCCUGACACGAGUCAACAGCAGAAAUACUUCGAAACGGAAGCGGAAAUUGCCGAUGUGGAUGCGUUUAUAAGUCAGCAUAGUAGCAAAAGUAACUUAAUGAUCAUCAUCGCGAAAUACGCCGAGUUUUUGUGCACCAAGUGGAGUCAGGAAUGGCCGAAAGGGAUGCCGGAGAUUUACUUACAGGCUUAUGCCUUUAUGAGGCAACAUAUCCCACACUUGUCACCGUUCGACGAUGAUGUCGACGAAAAAAUAUUAAAGAUGGAUACCGAGAUGACGUUGUUAUUUGGUGAACUUCAUACAGACAGGUGGCUGGAUAACAAGCCAGAAACUCUGUCAGGUUCAACGUUGGAUAAGCUUGGUACCGGGCUGCCAGCCGAGGAAUUGGGGCAUAUAAUAUUUACAAGUGUUAGACAGGAUCUCUUAAGUGAAGAGAAUUUAUACAUUUUACUUAGGAUCUUGUGGCUUAAAGCUAAUAUCUUUUUGUGCCAAGGUGAUAUAGAUAUCGUCAUAGAGACGUUAGAAUUGUUGUUAAAUCGCCUGCAAGUAAUUGAGAGUAAAAAGCCAAAUGCUUGUAUCACUCUUUCAAAUUGUAAAAAUAACUCUCAAAUCAGCACGAAGCUUGUAAAGAAGAAGCUUACGUCGAUUCAAAGGGGUCAAAAGUUGGGCGAGAUCCAGCGUCUGUACGAUGAGAAGAAAUAUGCUGAACUCUCUUACAUACUGCAGGAUACUUUCAAAUUUGCCAAACAGAGGCACAAAUUGUUGAUAACGAAUGAAAAAAUUGUCGAUCGAGUUCGACAAUUAACCAUGUUGCUCGACAGUUUAUGGCAACUUCAGCAGUAUGAGGAAUGUUACGUUUGGGCGGAAGCUUGUCUCAAUGAGUCGUGGCAAAACUAUUUAAAUUCCUCCGACGAAGCUGAACAGAAGAAAUGGGCGAGUUCCGUUCUGACGGCACUCGAGAAAUUAGAGGCCUGUACAAUCGAAGUUAGCGUAUUCACUGUAAAGUACCUGUCGGAGCCUCGUUUGUCAAGGUUGGUUCAAAAUCUAGUCCACAUCGUUUGUCACCAAUUAGACGUACCGGAGAACGCUGUAGAAAUGCCACUCGAAACUGUGUUACCUUGGAUCCUGUUGCAUUACAUUUUGCAAUACGAGGAGGACAAGGAGAGAGCAAAGGCUGAAUCCCCUUAUAAAAAUAAGAUCCACGGCUCUCAUCAUUCCGAGUCAGAUGACGAGGACGAGGGCAUCCCGCCGUCCGUAAUGAUUUUGUUCACUGCCCAUGAAUUUAUCGGUAGGCACUCGUGGUGUUGCUUCAACGAGGCGAAAUUACUCUUCUUCACUAUGAAUCUCAUUAUACCGCAACUCGAGACUCCGCAGUACACCACCAUCAAGAACCGGCUCACCAAGUAUCUCGAGCAGAUAUUCUUCUGCCUGUACGGUCAUCCCAACAGAGUGAACAAGACACGGCCCAAGUAUCUUCAGGAUCACGGGGUGCCGCAGAUGGAGCUGACUUGGGAAGGAGCCCAGCUAUUGUUCGAUUUUUACAAGCCGAAGCAGCUGCCCAACUUUCAGUCACCUCGUCUCCUCUCCAUCAGCAUGGACACAGAGAUACUGUUCAAGAGGAUAAUCAGGCUGGUCCCGCAGGAGAGUGACCCGAAUCAGAUAGUAGAGGACAUGACGGCCUACAUAAUCGGCGCCAAGGAGAAAAUGCCGAGCGUGAUAAAGCCGUUGCCGCACGCGAUAUCCACCGUCUACUACUUGCUAGGCGACUUCUAUUUCAAGAACAACAAGUGGGAACACGCCUGCCGUUACUACCUUCUGGAUCUGUGCUUGUAUCCUAGGGGAUUAAAUUCGUGGGCGGGCUUAGCCAUGGCAACGGGCAGCAUAAUCGAGAAUUGGCUGAACAAUUACAGACCUAUAGGAAAGGACAAGUUUCUCAAUAAAGCGAAGAUGGCACAGUCGAGUUAUCAGCACGCUAUCGAGCUGGCGCCCGGCCACUCUGUGAUCUGGACGGAGUACGGAAACUUCGUCUACAUGGUUCAUUCGUUCUGUUCGCGGCUGCUCAAACAGGAGACCGACACGCUGAGUAUGGAGAGAUUUGAAAUUUUGGAAACCAGGAAAGAGGAGAUGCUGGAGAUCGCGGAUCAGUGUUUCGAGUCUGCCAAUCGGAUAUGCCAGACUAUCGAGGAGCCGACUAUGCAUCACGACGAGAGAUGGCUUUACCAGUAUAUGCUCGGUAAAGUCGCGGAGAAGAAGAAUGAGGAUCCUCCUGCAUUUUUGGAACAUUAUGCAAAGGCUAGUGAAUUGUUAUACGAGAAUAAUGCCCAGUACCCACGUAGAAUAAGUCACAAAAGUCCGCAGAAUUUAGCUAUAGAGGCGUUAGAGGUUCACUAUCGCAUCCACGCCAGCAUACUCAAGUAUUUGGAGCAACACGAGGGGAAGCCGCUAAAGAAGUCGUUGGGUCGGUUGUUCCAUUGGCAUCUCAAGAAUUGUUCGGAGGGGUCUUUCAUGAAGUAUCAGUCCAAGCUCAACGAGAAGAAGAAGGAGGAGUGCUCUGAUACCGAGAAAACCACUUCGAAGGAAUCCGAUAGCGCGAUAGAUGUCGAUAAAAAUAUGGCGGCGGUAUGCCAACGCUCAAGUAGUAUCGAGGAAAUAGAAAUCGUAGAUAGAUCGAGUAAAUUCGCCGAUGUUAAAUGUACAGAGCCGGGAAGGCCGGAAGGUCGCAAGAGGUAUCCCGACGAAACGUCGCACGACAAUACGAAGAGAAUAAAAUUAGGUAGCGUCUCGCACUUGCAGCUGAUGCAGGACGUCGUGGCGUUAAUAGACGAUUUGAUCACGAAAGUGUGCGAUAUGGCGUCGCAAAAGGAGAAAACGAGCGACGACGUGAUGGUCCUGUCUAGCGACGAGAGCAAUGAGUCGAGAUUGCAGAAGAAAAAACUGGAGAACAGGAACGCCGAUAAGACGAAGUCGCAGGCGAGGGCCGAAGAGAGCAAAAAAAGCUCACCGAAUAUAUUAGAUUCCGACCGAAAGACUGAUAAUGUACAGGAUAUCAUGGAUGCUCUGAUGAAGCAGGCGAUGGAAAUCAGCCAAGAAACUCAACAGUCUUCGUUGGACGACGAGGAUACCAGAAAAUUCGACGGCAAGUGGCUGCAGAACGAAGACUUGCAGCAGUCCUCAGAGAAGGAGAGAGAUGGCAAGGACAAGACAGGGGACAAGAGAAAAACGCAAGCCGGUACAAACGAGGAGAUCACUCUGAGCAGGAGAGGCUCGCAGGAAAGCACUACGACUACGCAAACCACUACCACGACUACGGAGACGAAUAAUUCCAGUUCCAGCAGCAGCGAGGAGUCCAGCAGCAGCGACGACAGCUCCGACAGUGACAGUUCCAGCGACAGUGACAGCGAGUCCGUCGACAGCGACGCGGAUAAGAAGAAGAAGGAUUCGAACAUUACGGAAAACGAAGAACAAAUGCCAGAAGAAGAAGUCGCAUCGCUAAUCGCAUACUGCCUGGCCGGCUUGGAGCAAUGUAUAUUAAGGUUCACAGAGCAUCACAAGUCCUUCUACAGACUGGCGCACUUCUUCUUCAAUAAUAAAAAGUCAAAGAAUACUGCGAGAUGUAAGGAUCUCUUGUUAGGAACAUACACUUGUCAGUUUUACCCCGGACAAACUUUCCAAGGACUUUUCGCCGAUAGAAGAAGCACCAAUUUCUUUAACGGAGUGUGGCAUAUACCGGUCAACGAGAUCGACCGGCCUGGAAGUUUCGCCUCGCAUAUGUCGAAAUGCGUGACGUUACUUAUGCAAGUACUAAAGGAGACCAACGACAGUCGAAUGUUGAUGCAAUUAUGCAUACAGCUCGGGAAGAUACCGGAUUCGGACAAGAAAUACUUGCGUGACUCCGAAAGAGAACAAUUGUCACGCCAAGCUUUGACGCUCUGCCAACAGUCGCUGAGAAGUAGAGUGCAGGCGAUGGGAUCGGCGAGCACGAUUGACAGUGUCCACCUUAUCAGAACCGAUGCUAGAACACAAGUGUUGCUUGAUGUAUACGAAACAUAUCAGCUCGUGCAGAAAAAUUUUCAGGGUAAGGAGUCGACUAUACAGGCGUUUGCAGCUUUGUUAACGGACACGUACAAAAUGUACAUAGGAAACAAACACUUGGAUGGUAAUACCUUGGAUAUCGCCAUCAAAUGUUGCCAGCGUCAGAUACAAGCGAAUAAAAUCGCGUCGAUCAGCAAUAGCACCACCGGUCACAUACAACCGCCUCAAGCUGUUUCCACAGUUUCGGCGCCGCCGCCGCCGCCGCCGGUACAAGUGAAUUCCACAUCUCCGCAAGCUUCGCAAAAUCCCCGCAAACCGCAUAGAAACCUGACGUCCACCGGCCGACCCAGAGGACGGCCGCCCAAUGUCAGCAAAUACUUGCAACCCAUACAGCAAGGCGGCAACGUGAUGAGUCAGUUCGGCUCCAAGAGCAACUACGCGAGCUACAUGGGCGCGUCCGGGCCGAACCGUUCGAUGAUGAAUCCUUACUACAUGAGCCCGCUGGUCGACCCGACCGUAUUGUCGGCCCUGUUGGCCAGCAACAUCAUGGACCCCCUGUCAGCGAUGAGCUAUUUGAAUCAAAUGGGAAGCUACCAGGACAUUAUCCGGCAGUAUCAGAGCAACUUGUCGUCCCUGACCAAUCUCGCCGCCGGUGGCUUGAGCAAUCCCGGCACCACUAUGACCGCCGGCAUCAGCAAUGUCUCGACGAUGAGCACGACCACCAGCCCCAGUAUCAACAGCAACAUCGGUAACCUGAGCAAUCUGAACAUGACGAUGCAACAGUUGCUGAGCAUGAGCAAUUCCACGGGGUCGGCGAGCUCGCGACCGAUGUACCAUCAAACGACGGCCAAGACCAGCACGACCGUGUCGAUGACGAAGGACAGGCCCAGCAUAUCCAUCACGCCGGUAAGCACGUCGCUCGGCCAGCAGCCGCACAAGUCCGCCAAGCCCAGCAGCAGCAAGCAGCCGAGCGGCACGCAGAGCGACCAAUUACCCGUUCACAUACCCAAGUCACUUCAGAUAUCGCCGACGAAGCCGGCGGUGUUGCACACGUCGAAUACAGCGCAGGUGUCCCUGCUGAAGCCAUCCGUCAUCCAACAGGUGAAGACCAGCCCGCCGAAGCAGGUGACCGCCCCGCAGAUUCGCGUCUCGAAGUCGCUGAUCGAGCCGCAGCCGGCGCACAACUCCACGCUGUCGCACUCACCCCUGAAGAGCGGCGGUACUGCCGGCGGCACGACGAAUCCCACGGUCGUUCCUCAGGUCGCUCACACCGCCGGCGCCAUGGGCGCGCCCGUCGUCAUGAAGAGUCUACCCCUGAAUCUGCCCGCCUCACGCUCCGGCACUUCCCUGCAGCACAAAUUGCUGUCGAAGAAGAACUCCCAGCGGCAGUACCCGCAGAGCACGAGCGUGCAGAACUUGAUGAGGAAGACGAAAGCCGCGAGCAAAGCGAUGCCCGUGCUGUCUGGCAAUUUUCCCAAUUUAUUGAGCGCAAUGCCACCUGGGAGCAGUGCUGCGAUGUCGCAACCGUCGCCUUUUAUACCGCCGGAAUUGAGCGGCAUCUCCGUCAGUGCCGUGACGCAGCCUCCCGGUAUGAAGGCCAACAAGGCGUAUCACGGUUAUAAAAAAUCGAACGUCAAGUCGAAAGUGACGUCAGCGGCAACGGCCGUCGUCACGGUGGCUGCGGUGGAUGUGCCGAGCUCCUUGCCGCCGUCCUAUUCCCAGAGCAGCUCGGUCGACGCGCUCUCGAUGCUGACGCAGUUGCAACAGCACUCGCACUUGGAGAUAAUACCGCAGCAGAAGGCGCCGUUGAAGCCGAGCAUCGACUAUUCGAAGGUGACGAUGGUGCCGCAGAAGGUGCCGUCGGAGACGCUGAGGCCCUCGACGGCCGCCGAAUGUAUGCCCAUGUACGAUAUGCCGAGGGGAAAGCCGCCGGCUAACAUCCAAGCCAAGAAGACGGAUAAACUCGCGAACGAUAGCGUGGAAAUCAUCACGUUGGACGAUUAAUCGGAAAACUCGCAUUCUAACGGUGGCGCGCACACCGCCGGAGAUUAUCCCGCGCUCACGUUUCGCGCGAAGGUGUGUUACCCUCGUCUUCGAGAAAACCGGCGAAGUCAACUCGACUCGAUGAGAUUGGUAUCGCUAAUUAGUUCCUCGUAGUCGAAACGACAAAUCGACAUCGCGGACAGCACUUACUUGACGUAUCGCGUUGCGUGGAAUUUUUUGUAUAAAACUCCGGCGUCCUGCAGCCGUGUUGAGAAACUGGUUGCGUACGUCCACAGUAUUCCAGCGCCAACGAGUUGAGACGUGACGUUUUGCGACUUUAGCAUUAAGAGAGUAAAUUAUUAUUGCGCGAAAGUAUUUUGCUUUUUUGUAUAUACAUAAACUUUAUAUACUUCCUAACACUGUGUAAAAUUCUCUCGAUUACGAUACAAAGCGAACGUUUCGACUGUUUAUCCGACCGUUUUGGGUAAUCGUAUGUUUAUCAAUUUCACCUUCGCCGGGGAGAUGUAAACGUAUGAAUUUUGCAGGAAGACAAUUUUACAUGUAUCCGUAUUAUGGAAAGAACACAGUCGCCAAAUUUACAAUUCAAUAGUAGAUAGAAGUACUAACGAGUGACUAACGUCGUAUCGAAAUUUUCAGUUUAGGAGAAAGAUUAAUAUAUUUAAUGAUCGUUAUAUGAAUAUUAAACGAGAAACACGAGGAAAUCUUUACGUCGUUCGGUUGCAAUGUCACGCGCACGUUCUUCGUUGGAAAUAUGCUUAGAUUCACUUACAACACGCCCCACAGACACGAACGAGCUACGCGUUGUUUUCUCAGCGAUUUUACUAAGGCAUUUUCGCAUAAGGAGACAUUAUUUUUCUACCGUGUACUUGGCAUAACCGAAGUAAGGUGGGACUUUCUUCUCGAUGUACCAUAAACCGAGUGUAACUGGCAGUCAGUAGACAGUAAUUUUUGUAAAGACAAUUUGUA
Molecule: messenger RNA, 8878 nt
Organism: Dinoponera quadriceps
Lineage: Eukaryota; Metazoa; Arthropoda; Insecta; Hymenoptera; Formicidae
Product: calcineurin-binding protein cabin-1-like
Exons: 19
Coding region: 62-7912 (2616 amino acids)
Biological process (GO): chromatin organization
Cellular component (GO): nucleus
Molecular function (GO): protein binding; nucleosome binding
Source: RefSeq, a predicted model, not a curated record